Messenger RNA from Camarhynchus parvulus, 5673 nucleotides. RefSeq names its product palladin, cytoskeletal associated protein (gene PALLD). Bases 681 to 3737 code for a protein of 1018 amino acids. Gene Ontology annotation, cellular component: neuronal cell body; axon; plasma membrane. The record is from RefSeq and is a predicted model, not a curated record. Lineage: Eukaryota; Metazoa; Chordata; Aves; Passeriformes; Thraupidae. The transcript has 21 exons. Gene Ontology annotation, biological process: synapse organization; homophilic cell-cell adhesion. Gene Ontology annotation, molecular function: axon guidance receptor activity.
GAGAGGAGACGGAUCACUACUUGACUUCCUUCAUGUUAUUUUUGGAUAUGACUAGCAUUCCUCCCCUUACACACACCCUCUUUUCCCCCAGCCCCCAUCUCUUACACGCGUUACAAGCUCAUGCAAACACUCUCACGUACUCUGCAGCAGCAGCAAGAGCAACAGUUGGACUGGAGCCAGAGGACUUAAACUCCGCUUCCUCAUUGCCAGCAGGCUUUGUUCUUUGGACUCAGUCAGAACUAGGGAGAACGUCUUCAUUGCCGGUCGUGGUGCUUGGAAUUUGGCAGCUCAGCUGUCUAUUAAUUUUUUCUGUGCUCCUCUGCGGACUAGAAUGAAUUUAGAGCAGCAAAGCUAACAGCCGGGGCUAGUCAAGAAGUCAAGGACCAAGAGACCAUCAGCUCUCAGCCUCUCUGCGGGGGUGGGGUCCCUCUGUGCCACAACGAUGGUUCUGUGAAGGAAAAGAACUCCAGAAUUCCCCUGACAUUCAGAUCCAUUCUGAAAGUGGAGGACUUCAUUCACUAAUUAUAGUAGAAGCCUUUGAAGACGACACUGGGCGCUAUACUUGUCUGGCCUCAAAUUCUUUUGGUUCAGAUAGCACAUCAGCUGAAAUUUUCAUUGAAGGUGCCAGUUCUACAGAUUCAGAGACUGAAAGUUUAAUUUUCCAGUUAAAAUCUGGAGCUAUGCCACAGGCCCAAAAGAAAACCACUUCUGUUUCUUUGACAAUAGGAUCUUCUACACCAAAAUCAGGAGUGACCACAGCUGUAAUUCAACCUAUCUCCAUGCCCAGUCAGCAGGCUCAAAGCCCUACUUCAUACCUGCACCAUCUGGAUGGACCCAAGCCUAUCUAUUCUGCACCUAUUUUUACAAAGGAGCUACAAAAUGCCACAGCAUCUGAAGGACAAGUCGUAGUAUUGGAAUGCAGGGUCAGAGGACCCCCUCCCAUUCAUGUUAAGUGGUUUCGACAGGGCAUUGAAAUUCAAGAUUCUCCAGACUUCAGAAUUCUCCAAAAAAAGCCACGAUCUGCAACUGAACCUGAAGAGAUAUGUACACUUGUAAUAGCAGAAACUUUUCCUGAAGAUUCAGGAAUUUUCACCUGCACAGCAACAAAUGAACAUGGUUCAGUAACAAGCAGUGCACAACUAACUGUCUGCUCAGCCAACUUGGAAUGCUCUAGUGAUGACUUCCAUCAUUUCUCACCAGUUGAAAUUCCUCCAGUUGAAAUUAGCUCUCUUGAGCUUCCUCCUAAGAAACUUACAGAUACCCACCAAGCAAACAACACUGAGUUGAGACCUGGUGUGAUAGACCUUCAACAACAGCUCAAUUCGUCUGAGGAAAAAUCAAAUGGCAUUCAUCCUCUUCAUGGAGUAAAUGGAAUGAUUAACAGCAAGCCAAAUGGUGAUAAAUCCAUUCCACCUCCAGCUGUCUUGCUUUCACCCACAAAGGAGCCACCACCUGUGCUUGCCAAACCAAAGCUGGACCCCCAAAAAAUACAGCAGCUGCAGAACCAAAUUCGUCUGGAGCAAGAAAGUGGACAGUGGUAUCGUCACCCACAGCAACCUGAUCAUCAGCACCCUCCCUCUUCUCCUUCCUUUCCUCCUCCCCCCUCCUUCCAGGAGCUUGAGUCCAGCCAGUCUGCCACCUCUCCUGUGCCAAUGAGUAUUCUUAACUCUCAUACUUCCCCAACCAUGCAGUCUUCCAGCUCCUUCAACUAUGCUCGGCCUAAGCAGUUCAUUGCUGCCCAGAACAUCAGCCCUGCUUCAGGUUAUGUGACUCCAUCUUCUGGGUCAUCCACAUCUAGCCUUCCUUCUCCUAUGUCUCCAACUGCUUCUCAGAAACAGUUUGGGAGAGUGCCAGUUCCUCCCUUCUCUCAGCAGUUUGCUCCAGAAGGGGAAUAUGCCUGGUCUCCUUCUUCUCCAUCCCCUCCACCCCCACCUCCACCUGUCUUUAGUCCAACAGCGACAUAUCCUGUGUGUGAUUCCUUUCCACUUCCACCUCCUCCACCCCCUCCUCUUCCUUCACUUUCUUCACCUUCCCACAGCCUGUCUCCAACUCCAAGAUUUCCUAAUUCCAGCCAGUCUCCAGCAGCUUUUCUCAGCUCCAUGCUGCCAUCCCAGCCACCACCCAUUUCUGUCAACGCAUUAGGCCUCCCGAAAGGAGUGACGCCUCCGGGAUUUCCCAAGAAAACAGGCAGAACUGCUAGGAUAGCAUCAGAUGAAGAGAUUCAAGGGUCAAAAGAUGCUGUAAUUCAGGACCUGGAGAGAAAACUUCGCUUCAAAGAAGACCUUUUGAACAACGGGCAACCGAGAUUAACAUAUGAGGAAAAAAUGGCUCGUCGAUUGCUGGGAGCAGACAGCGCUGCAACUGUCUUCAACAUACAGGAACCAGAAGAAGACCCUGCAAUACAGGAAGCUCGCUCUGUUGGUGCUUCUGUAGUGAGUCCCAUGGAUAUUCAAAAGGAAUAUAAAGUCUCCAGCUUUGAGCAAAGGCUGAUCAGUGAAAUUGAAUACAGGCUGGAGAGAUCUCCUGUGGAAGAAUCAGAUGAUGAAGUGCAACAUGGAGAUGAACCUAUUGAUAACAGUAUGUCACCAUAUUUUGAGAUAAAGCUGAAGCACUACAAAAUCUUUGAGGGAAUGCCAGUCACAUUUACAUGCAAAGUGGCAGGAAAUCCAAAGCCAAAGAUUUAUUGGUUUAAAGAUGGGAAACAAAUUUCUAAACGGAGUGAUCACUACCGAAUUCAAAGAGAACCUGAUGGAACUUGCUCACUGCAUACUGCAGCCUCCACCCUGGAUGAUGAUGGGAAUUACACUAUUAUGGCUGCUAACCCACAGGGCAGAGUAAGUUGCACGGGCAGGCUGAUGGUCCAAGCUGUAAAUCAAAGAGGCCGCAGUCCUUGGUCACCUUCAGGUCAGCCUCACAUAAGAAGACCACGAUCUCGAUCAAGGGACAGUGGUGAUGAAAAUGAACCAAUUCAGGAACGAUUCUUCCGGCCUCAUUUUCUGCAGGCUCCUGGAGACCUGACUGUUCAAGAAGGAAAACUAUGCAGGAUGGACUGCAAGGUUAGUGGAUUACCAACUCCAGAGUUAAGCUGGCAGCUCAAUGGCAGACCAAUUCGCCCCGACAGCUCUCACAAAAUGCUGGUGCGCGAGAACGGGGUGCACUCCUUGAUCAUAGAGCCAGUCACAGCCAGAGAUGCUGGAAUCUACACCUGCAUUGCCAGCAAUCGAGCUGGUGAGAAUUCAUUCAGCCUGGAGCUCACUGUUGCAGCUAAGGAAGUACAAAAAGCACCUGUAUUUAUAGAGAAGCUUCAAAACACAGGUGUGACUGAGGGAUUCCCAGUGCGACUGGAGUGUCGAAUCUCAGGGGAGCCAUCUCCUCAGAUAUUUUGGAAGAAAGAGAACGAGUCACUCACAUACAACACUGACCGAGUGAGCAUGCACCAGGAUAACUACGGCUACAUUUGCCUGCUUAUUCAGGGAGCUACAAAGGAGGAUGCUGGCUGGUACACUGUUUCAGCUAAGAAUGAGGCUGGGAUUGUGUCUUGCACUGCCAGGUUGGAUGUUUAUACUCAGUGGCAACAACCCCCUCAGCAGACCAAGCCAAAGAAGGUGCGGCCCUCAGCCAGCCGGUACGCUGCUCUCUGUGACCAAGGACUAGACAUCAAAGCAGCUUUCCAGCCAGAAGCAAACCCGGUGCACCUGACAAUGCAGCCUGGCCUGGUAGAGAGUGAUGAUCUGUAGAUUCAACUGCCCCUUCCAUCAUUUUCUUUCAAAGCAGAAACACUGAAAGCCAUUGCCUUGACCAAUGAUACUCCUAUGUCACUUUAUGCAAGGGCAGACACCGUCAUGUACAAAAGAUAAACAACAAACACAGUAAUCAUAUAUUCCUUAUUCAUUAUACAAAAUUAGAAGAAUAGAUAGAUUAUUAAUAGAAAUGUACACAUUGCACAACAAAUCACAUUCACCAGUUCCUUAACCUAUGUUGCUUCAUAACCCUUUUCAUAGAGGCCAAAAUGCAUCAGAGAGAAAGAUUUUUCACUACAUACCUUCGUAAGCAGUAAGUAGAUGCUACACAGUCUUAAUGGUGCAAGAUGUUUUCUUCAAGGGUUAUCAACAGUUUUAAAAUGGCUACACACAUUCUGACAGCUACGAUGAACAAGUGCAAUAUUAUAAGAAUGAAACAGGAAGGGACAAGGAAAAGAAAUGUAAGCAAAUGCUGUAUCUCUGCAAACUGCUUUCUAUUCAACCAUGAAAAAAGAAUCUUUCUUUCAAUGCUGUUAGUAUGGACAUCAGGACCCUAACUUUCAAUUCAUUUGUGUUUUUCCUUUUUGCCAUCUCAGAGGAGGCUUAUUUACAAACAUACAGCAAUGACAGUCUAAGCAGAAGUAAUUUUACUUCAGCAGGCCAACAAAGAAGAGUUGACACAUAGUAACAAUCUACUCCAGAUUACACAUUGGUAACUAGAUGGGAAAAAAAUGCUGAUAGUAUUUUUAACUGCAGUGAGUUACUGCAAGGGGUGGGAGGGACUGGGCAAGAGGUUGAAACUGUCUGGAUUUCUGGACAGCAGUGUGUAACCUUGUAAUACUCCCAUUCAAAAUUCUGAAAUUCUAAGGUGAGCUGAAAACUAGGGAGUGUAUGUAUGGAAUGUUUGACUGUUUAAAACUUGUGUAAUAUGUAUGAGGAUUUUAGAAAUGUAUAGCAAGUGAAAAAUGGAUUGAAACAGAAACUACACUACAGAUUUAAGUGACAAGUAUACACCACAGGUGAUAGUUUGCAAAUCUGAGGAAGUAGAAAAUGAAGAUAGGCAAAAAAUUCCAAUUUGCUUUUUGUUUUUUCUUCUUAAUAUAACAUGUCUCUGGUAGAUUUUAUUUUUUCCUUCUCCUGACUGCAGGCAAACAUCAACUCUGUUGAGGGGUAGAGUCUGUGAACCAUAGGUGAAAAGCCUGAAGGCUACUUACAGAAUGCAAGGCAAAUCCAUCUGGAAGUGGAGCCCCACUUAAGUCACACCUGACUGGGUAGUUUUAAAUUAGAACCAAAUGAAUUUCAGUUGAAUGGGAGGGCGGGAGAAUGGAUGGAAAAAUUACUAGGCCUGACAAGGAAAAUGAGUGUUUGAUGGUACGAGCUACGAUCCUUUUCUAGGAAAGGAAAACACUGUAUUCCUUAUAUGAAGCACAUAUAUGGUAUCUUUCAUUAUUUAUAAUAAAAGUGUUGAAAUCUUUUAUCUCAGUUCAUUUAUUCAGAAGUCCUGUACUUAGGGGUUUGUUUGUUGGUUUUUUUUUUAAUUUUGUAAUUGUGUACACCAUAUAUUGCAUUACUGCUAUACGUGUAUUGCUUUGUAAGUACACAAAGUUUGUUUUGUUUUUUAGUGACUAAUAAAAUUUAGCACACAAGGUAGUACUUUUCUGGUACAGGAUAUGACUAGUAAUGGGGAUUGGUUAAUCCAGAUUAACGUCAGUCUGUCAGGUGGGAAUAAUCUGAUUUUAUUCUAGAAGUAUGUCAUAUCUUUUGCCAAAUUUUCCUCAACUGUGACAUGCUAAUUUACUUUUUUGUUUAGCUUCACUAGCAUUAUUUUGCCACUUUUUAUUUGUAUUUAUAAAAAUGUAUUAUCAUUACUUUGGACUGUUGUGCUGAUAUAAUGUGGGUUUAGCAUCAAUAAAUAUUACACAAAUAGAAAGUU